AGCCCAGCCCGGGCGGCGCCGGCACGCUGGCGGUCAGCGGGGAAGGGAGCGGCGGCGCCGUCGCUAGACCGGCCGCUCCGGCGCCGCAGAGCGGCCCCGGCCUGACGCGGCCUCCCGCCGCCGCGCGCGGGGCGGGCGGCGAGGCGCGGCCGAGGGGGCCGCUCCGCCCGCCCCGCCCCGCCGCGGCAGGCGCCAGGCCCGCGGCGCCGCCAGGCCAGGCCGGGCCCGGCGCGGGGCCCACCUCCGCGCGGGAGCGGGCCGCCGAGGAGCCGCCGGAGCCCGGCUGGCGAGCGGGGCAUGGAGGCCGGGGAGGCGGCGUGGAGCCAGGCCUCUCUGCGGCGCAGGCUGCAGAGCUCGGAGGAGGCGCAGCACCGGCAAGCGGUGCUGGUGCAGAAGCUGCAGGCGAAGGUGCUGCAGUACCGGACCUGGUGUCGAGAGUUGGAGCAACGACUGGAAGCAGGAGGGGGACCCCUUCCAGACAGGUGGGAAGCCACAGAAGACAAUAGCCUGGAGAAUGCACUGUUCCAGUUGGAAGAGGAGCAGCAAAGGUGUGAAAGUCUGGCUGAAGUGAACAGCCUUUUGCGGGAGCACCUAGAUAAAGCAAAUGAGGUGAAUUCAGCUCUUAAAGAAGAUGUUGGAAAACUGACAGCAGAUUGGAUGAGGGCCCGGGAGGAGCUGGAAUUGAAGGAGAAUGAAUGGCGCAAUGAACGUGAGUUUUAUGACAGCUACCUACGAGGUGAACAUAACCGUCUUCUCAGCCUAUGGCGCCAGGUGGUGACCUUUCGCCGUCAUUUCCUAGAAAUGAAGACUGCCACUGACAGAGAUUUGUCAGAACUGAAGGCAGAGCAAAUGAGGCUUUCUGGAUCUAUACUCGUCAACUGCUUCCAGCUAAAUUCCGGCGUACAGCUUUGGGAGUCCCUCACCUUGGGAAGACCUGUCUUAAAGGAUCAGGCACAGAAACAGGUAGAAAAGGAAAUAAACCAGAACACCUGGGAAGUGAUGAGCUUUCAAGUUAAGGGGGACCUUGAGAAGAAGGAACUUCAAGAAAGGGUGAUGGAGCUCUCAGCCUUGCUUGUACAGUCUCAGAAGCAGAAUGAGGAGAAGGAGAAGACUAUGAAGACACUUAACGACACUGUGGAGAUUCUAGAGGCAAGCCGGUUGGAAGUAGAAUAUGAAGCUUCAUUGACUAAAAAUGCCAAAGAAGAGAAUCUUUCCCUUCAAAAGUUGAUAAAAGAUAUCAUUGAGGUGGUGUUAGAUGACAGUGACAGCACAGACAGCAACAUCUGCACUGACAGUUCUCAGCACCCAGAGUCUAGCAGCAUUCCCUCUUACAUGAGCUCCGGCAAUGCAGAGCAUGCCCUUGUAUUGGUGCAGGAAGUGCUGGCAAGGAGGCAAAGAGCAACACGGGCCCUAAAGGAAGAGCUUUCUGCCAACCAGGACUCUAUCAGUUUCCUGCAGCACCAGCACAGACAGCAGGAAGAGGAGUGCAAGAAGUUGCAGCAAAGACUUGAGCAGCUGGAGGAGGAGUGUAAGUUGACCAGCAGCCAGCGGCAGCACCUCCAGUCUCUGGUAGAAGCACUCAGAAGUGACUGUGCAAGCCUAGAAAAAAACAGAGAAGAGCUACAGCAACAGCUCAAAGUAACUGAGCAAGAAGCCUGGCACCUGCGUCAAAGUAACACUGAACUGCAGCUGAAGGAAGAUUCUGCCGAAGGGGAAAAGGUGGAGCAGCAACAGACAACAGAAAGAGAGCGUCGGGACCGGGAGCUUCUUCAGAAGGACUUAGCUGCACUUGAAGCAAAACAUUCAUUAUUACAGAGUGAGUUGGUAGUUGCAAGAGAGGCACUGGAGAAAUCUCACCUUCAUAGAGAUCUGCUGAAGCAAGAGAAACAUGAGCUUACAAUGGCAUUGAAAAAGGCAGAGCAGUCAGUAGCAGAGCUGACAGGAGCUCAGAAUAAGCUGAGGGCUGAAACAGCUGAUCUACGUAUUGCAACAGCAAAGAUGAGCAGUAUUAAUGAAGCUCUGGCAUUAGAUAAAGUGCAGCUGAACAAGCUUGUGUUACAGCUGGAACAGGAGAAUGAAGUCCUGUCAAGUAAAGUGGAAGAGAUGGAGAAAGCAAAGAUCUCUGUGCAGGAGAAGCUGAACUUGUGUAAAAGGACCAAUGAAGAGCUCUGCACAGAGAAAGCCCAACUGGAGCAGCUGCUGGAGAAAGCAGAGGACCAACAGGAGGGACUACAGGUAAAACUGAGGAUACUGGCAGAGGAGAAGGAAGAAACCCAAGAGAAGCUCCAUCAGGUUUGCCACCAGCAAGAGUCAGCUAGCAGUGAUUUGGAGCAGUUGCGCCAGGAGUCCUCUCACCAAGCAGAUGUUCUGGCCAAGAUGUCCAGAGAGAAGGAAGUCCUGGUGCAUGAGAAGGCUGCCCUAGAGGUGCGACUGGCAGCUGUGGAACGGGACAGACAAGGCCUUUCAGAGCAGCUGGCAGAGGCCAGGUCAAUGAAGGAGCUCCUGGAAUCCAGCCUGUUUGAGGCUCAGCAGCACUUGUCUCAGCUGGAGGUCACCAGGAGUCAGCUGAAAAUCCAACUUCAUACAGUCACUCAGGCCAAGGAGGUGAUACAAGGGGAAGUGAAGUGCCUUCAUAGUGAGCUGGAAGCAGAAAGAUCUCGAAUGAAGCAGGAAUGGGAAAACAUGACGCAGCAGCUCUUGCAGACAGAACAGCAGUGUAACAAUACCCUCAGGCUUCAGCAAACUGAUCAUGAAGUGGAAAUAAACAAGCUCCUGCAAGACCUGGCAAGUGAGCGGGAAGGGCACCAUUCAGAGCUACAGGAGAUGCUGGAGCGCUGGGAUAAGGAGAAAACAGAGGCAGAAGGAGAGCACAAGAAGAAGCUGUUGGAUAUGAGGCAGAAGAUUGCUACUAUGCAAGUUCAGCAAGAAGAGGAACGAAGUAGAGCUGAAACUGCCAAGAAAGAGAUCCUGCUAGAAAAAGAGAAUGAGAAGAAGGCUUUGUUAGAGACACUACUUCAAACUCAGGGAGAGCUAACAGAAGCCUGCAAGCAGCUAGAACAGCUCAGGCGGGAUGUGAAAGAACAGCAAGAGAAUGGACAGAACAUCAUGGAAAAGCUGCAAGCAGAGCUGCAGGAAGCUCAGAGUAAGUUCAAGGCAGUGGAGAAUAGGCACAAGGAAGAAAUCAAAACCCUCCAAGAGGAAAUGAAUGUCCAUCUUCAGCAGAGGGAUGCUCUACAGAAAAAGGUGGAAGAGUUGAAAACUCAGCUAGCAGUCUCUGAAGAGUCCUGGCAAGUAAUUGGCCAUGAAGCUCAGGAGCAUUUGCGUGAGGCACAGGAAUUGUCAAGGCAGAAGAUGCUAGAGGUUGUUCGCCUUGAGAAGAUCCUGGAGGAGGAGAGGAGCCGGUGGGAGGAGGUAGAACAUCAGAACAAAGAGCUGCAAGUUUGUCUGCAGUCUUUGGAGGGAGAAAGAAGUCAAUGGGAAGAAGUACAACGUCACAAUACAGAAUUUCAGGCUUCACUGAAAGCCCUAGAGGGUGAAAGAGCCAGGCUGACUCUGUCUCUGGAAAAGAAGGAAUUGAGUCUCAGAACCCUAGAAGAAAACAGCCUUGCCCAGCAGAACGAGGUGUCUAAACUGCUGUCUGCCAUUCAGCAGGCCCAGCAGCUCCAUUCAGACCACAGAAGAGAAAUACAAGAGCUCAACAACCAGGUUCAGUCACUCCAGGAAAUGGUAUUGGAGAAAGAGGCUGGCCUGGCAACUCGGGAGAAGCAGCUGUUACAGGAUCUGGAGGAGUCCCGAGCAGGCGAACGAUGCUUGAGGGACUCUUUGCGGGUGCUGGAGGCUGAGAUGUCUGAACUUCAUCUGAGGCUUUGUAGCACGGAGAACAGAGCAAAGGCAUUGGCUACAGAGUGCCAGCAGGCUAACAGUGCCCACUGUGAAGCCCAGGCCCAGCUGGACAAACUGCAUUUGGUUCUCUAUCGCAUGCUGUGUGGCAGCGCUGAUACAAGCAGAGACUUGGUCACUUGGACUUCAGAACAGGAUCAUGUCUGGAGCCUAACUGUUUCUCAGGCCAGGGACCUCCCUGUAGAGAUCACAGUGGACAGAGUGGCAGCAGCCCUACGAGACCUACACCAGGAGCUGAAGCAGACUCAACAAGAUUUGAAUGAUGCCAGGAAGAAGUCACAGGAGCUGAAGCUGGAGCUGAGCAAGACGCGAGCUGAGAGGGACCAUUUCAGUGCCCACAAUCAAGAGUUGCAGAAACGAUUGGCUCAAAGCCAGGAAGAGACACAGAUGGCAGAAGGCAAGAAAAACUCUCUGCAAGCUGCCUUGCAGGAAGAGGCUGCUGCUCUAAAGAAGGAGGUUAUGACCCUACAUCAAGAGGUGGCAUCUUUGGAAAGGAGACUUGAGAGCACUGAGAAGCAAAGAAAGGAUGUCCUGCGUGAGCGGGACACACUGCAAGCAGUUAAGGAAGAAAUGGUAUGGGAGAUAAAACUUCUCCAGGAAUCAGUCACAGCCUCUGAAACUCGAGCAAAUGCAGCAACAAAUAUGAAACACUCCCUUGAACAAGAACUUCAAGCUACAUUAUCUGUCUUGAAAAUCAAAAAUGAGGAAGUGGCAGCUCAACAGGAGAAAAUCCAGAUGCUACAGAAAGAGGCAGCAGAGGUGAAAGCUUUGCAGGAAAAUCUUGUUCACUUGACUGCCAUGCUAUCAAAGAGAGAGGGAGAAAUUAAGUUGCAUGAUGAAAAGAUUAGAAUGCUGGAAAACCAGAACACAAUGCUUCAAAGUACUCUAGAUGACAUUAUUAAAGACAAAACAGAGAAAAAACAGAAGAUAGAAUCCCAACAAGAACAGAUACAGGAGCUGGAGAAGCAGCACGAAAUGCAGACAAUUACUAUAAGCAAGAUGAGGAAGGACCUGGAGGAGAGAGACCAGGACAUCAGAACCCAACAAGAACAGAUACAGGAGCUGGAGAAGCAGCGGGAAAGGCAGAGGAGCACUCUAAGCAGUACCAGGAAGGACCUGGAGGAGAGAGACCAGGAGAUCAGAACCCAGCAAGACCAGAUACGGGAGCUGGAGAGGCAGCAUGAAAUGCAGACAAUUACUGUAAGCAAGAUGAGGAAGGACCUGGAGGAGAGAGACCAGGACAUCAGAUCCCAACAAGAACAGAUACAGGAGCUGGAGAAGCAGCGGGAAAGGCAGAGGAGCACUCUAAGCAGUACCAGGAAGGACCUGGAAGAGCGAGACCAGGAGAUCAGAACCCAGCAAGAUCAGAUACGGGAGCUGGAGAAGCAGCAUGAAAUGCAGACAAUUACUGUAAGCAAGAUGAGGAAGGACCUGGAGGAGAGAGACCAGGACAUCAGAUCCCAACAAGAACAGAUACAGGAGCUGGAGAAGCAGCGGGAAAGGCAGAGGAGCACUCUAAGCAGUACCAGGAAGGACCUGGAGGAGAGAGACCAGGAGAUCAGAUCCCAGCAGGAACAGAUACGGGAGCUGGAGAAGCAGCAGGAAAUGCAAGGGAGUUCUCUAAGCAAUACCAGGAAGGACCUGGAGGAGAGAGACCAGGAGAUCAGAUCCCAGCAAGACCAGAUACAGGAGCUGGAGAGGCAGCGAGAAGUACAGAGUACUACUAUAGGAAAGAUGAGGAAGGACCUGGAAGAGAGAGACCAGGAGAUCAGAACACAGCAAGAACAGAUAGAGGAGCUGGAGAAGCAGCGAGAAAUACAGAGGAGUGCUCUAAGCAAUACCAGGAAGGACCUGGAGAAGAGAGAUCAGGACAUCAGAUCCCAGCAGGAACAGAUAGGAGAGCUGGAGAAGCAGCGAGAAGUACAGAGUACUACUAUAGGAAAGAUGAGGAAGGACCUGGAAGAGAGAGACCAGGAGAUCAGAACACAGCAAGAACAGAUAGAGGAGCUGGAGAAGCAGCGAGAAAUACAGAGGAGUGCUCUAAGCAAUACCAGGAAGGACCUGGAGAAGAGAGAUCAGGACAUCAGAUCCCAGCAGGAACAGAUAGGAGAGCUGGAGAAGCAGCGAGAAGUACAGAGUAUUACUAUAGGAAAGAUGAGGAAGGACCUGGAGGAGAGAGACCAGGAGAUCAGAACCCAGCAAGACCAGAUACGGGAGCUGGAGAAGCAGCGAGAAAUACAGAGGAGUGCUCUAAGCAAUACCAGGAAGGACCUGGAGAAGAGAGACCAGGAGAUCAGAUCCCAGCAGGAACAGAUACGGGAGCUGGAGAAGCAGCGGGAAAUGCAAGGGAGUUCUCUAAGCAAUACCAGGAAGCACCUGGAAGAGAGAGACCAGGAGAUCAGAUCCCAGCAGGAACAGAUACGGGAGCUGGAGAAGCAGCAGGAAAUGCAAGGGAGUUCUCUAAGCAAUACCAGGAAGGACCUGGAGGAGAGAGACCAGGAGAUCAGAACCCAGCAAGACCAGAUACGGGAGCUGGAGAGGCAGCGAGAAGUAGAGAGUAUUACUAUAGGAAAGAUGAGGAAGGACCUGGAGGAGAGAGACCAGGAGAUCAGAACCCAGCAAGACCAGAUACGGGAGCUGGAGAAGCAGCGAGAAAUACAGAGGAGUGCUCUAAGCAAUACCAGGAAGGACCUGGAGAAGAGAGACCAGGAGAUCAGAUCCCAGCAGGAACAGAUACGGGAGCUGGAGAAGCAGCGGGAAAUGCAAGGGAGUUCUCUAAGCAAUACCAGGAAGCACCUGGAAGAGAGAGACCAGGAGAUCAGAACCCAGCAAGAACAGAUACGGGAGCUGGAGAGGCAGCGAGAAGUACAGAGUAUUACUAUAGGAAAGAUGAGGAAGGACCUGGAAGAGAGAGACCAGGAGAUAAGAACCCAGCAAGACCAGAUACGGGAGCUGGAGAAGCAGCGAGAAGUACAGAGUAUUACUAUAGGAAAGAUGAGGAAGGACCUGGAGGAGAGAGACCAGGACAUCAGAUCCCAGCAAGAACAGAUACAGGAGCUGGAGAAGCAGCAGGAAAGGCAGAGGAGUUCUUUAAGCAAUACCAGGAAGGACCUGGAGGAGAGAGACCAGGAGAUCAGAACCCAGCAAGAACAGAUACAGGAGCUGGAGAAGCAGCGAGAAAUACAGAGGAGCGCUCUAAGCAGGAUGAGAAAGGACCUGGAGAAGAGAGACCAGGAUAUUGGAUCCCAGCGAAAGCAGAUACAGGAGCUGGAGGAGCAGCGAGACACGCAGAGGAGUGCUCUAAGCAAGAUCAGCAAAGACCUGGAAGAGAGAGACCAGGAGAUCAAAUUUCAGGAGAGGAAAAUGAUAGCUCUAGAAGAACAUGGUACAUCACAAGUAAGUCGUUUGCUAGAGGAGCUAGAUCAUAUGAAAGCAAACUUGAAGGAGAAGACCUUAGAGCUCCUGUCUCAGACUCAGCAGACCCAUGAAUUGGAAAUGAAGAGAGAACAGGUGAAAUCUCUGCAUGCAGACCUUGAACACCUGCAGGCAGUUCUUAGGAACAGAGAGGGUGAGGCUGAGUCUCAAAGGGAUCAGUUAAGAUUUUUUCAGCAGUACAAGGAGCAGCAGGAUGGGUACCUGCAAGAGCUGCAUGGUAAAUUAGAGAAGGUGACACUUUCUUUAUCUGAAAGAGAUCAAGAACUUGAGUCACAGCAAAAGCAAAUCCAGGAAUCUGAAGAAGCCAUGGAAACCAAGUUAAAGACUGUCCGUGACCAACUGGAGCAGACAUUAGAAACUCUAAAAGAGAAGCACAGACAUCUAGACAUUCAAAUGCAACAAACAAGGAAAUAUGAGGAAAAAACAGAAAAACAGAUGAAAGUUUUACACAGAGACUUGGAACACAGUAAGGCAAUAUUGAGAGAAAGAGAAUUCAUGAUUGAAUCUCAGAAGCAACUGAUUGAGACCUUCCGAAAACAAGAAAAAGACUCUGAACAGCAGAAGGAAAUUCUGGAACAUCUUAAAGUGGCAGUAAAGGAACAAGAGCAAGAAAUUGUGUCCCUUAAAAAGCAAUGUGAGAAGUACAAGGAAAAGGAGGAAAAGCACAAAGCUGAGCAAGCAAAUCUUCAAGAAACAGAAGUAACUCUGAAAGAGAGAGAAAGAAAGAUAGAGUUCCUGGAGGAGGCUAUCCCUAAGCUUCAACAGCAAAAAGAAGAGGCGAUGAUGCAGACUAAAGCUUUACUACAUAAACUAGAAUAUGCUGAAUCUUCUCUAGAAGCUAGAGAGCAGGAGAUAGUGUCUUUGCAAAAGUAUGUCCAGGAGCUUCUAGAGCAGAAGGAAUUAGAAGGCAAGCAGGCCAAGGGCCUACAACAGGAUGUAAAUAAAAUGAGCCAGACAGUGAAGAGCAACAGUUUGGAGUUCCUCAAGCAGGCAAAGCAAAUUAACAUGUACCAGCUUCAUGAAGAAAGUAUGAAAGUAGCACUAACAUCUUGCCAGAAGCAAGUGAGUCUGCUUGAGGAAAUGGUGAAGAAGAGAGAUGAAGACAAUGAAACUCUUACACGAAAACUUCAGCACAAAGAAGAAGAAUUGAAGACUUUGCAGGAUCUCCAGUUUACGCUGACUGAAAAGAAAGAAGAGAAUAGAUAUCACAGAGAGCAAGAGAAGCUCCUGGAAGAAGUCUUGCAUGAGAGGGAACGAAAGGCCAAGGCUCAAGGUGAGCAAAAACACUUGGAGGAGGAGGAGAUGAGAGGUCUUCAAGAAGAUCUCCAGCAUGUUCAGCAGGCUCUGGCCAAGAAGGAUGAAGAGAUCAAAUACCAGAGAGAGAGAGUUAAGUAUUUAGAGAAGACUCUGACAGGGAGAGAACAAGAACUUCGGAAGCAGAGUGAAUUUCUGAAACAAUUAACAUCAGCUUUGCGAUGGAAAGAUGAAGGGGAGACUCUAAAGAAAAAAAUUCAGAAACUCCAAAAAUGGGAGGAAGAAGAAGCAGAAAAGAAGAAAGUUCUCCAGGAGAGAGACCAUUUCCUGAAAAGGCAGAAUGAGCUUGCCCAACAGCUGGAAGAUGAGAGGAAAGUAAAGGGGGAGGAAAUGGAGCGUGUGAUUGCUAUUUUGAAGCAGACUGAAAGUGGAGAAAUAGAAUGGAAAGAGAAGGCGCAGGCACUGACUCUAGCCCUUACCAAGAGUGAAAUGGCCAAUGGGUCUUUAAGGGAAGAAAUAGCCAUCCUGCAGAGUAUGGUUUCAGAGAGGGACAAGGACCGGUUUCAUCUUCAGCAAGCUAUUGCAGAAGGAGAGCAGCUAUCAUGGCUCUCUGAGAAGAGACUCAUGCAGCAACGGCUAGAAUCUCUGCAGCGAGCAGUUGCAAGACUGGAACAUGAGAAAACUGAGCUGAAGCAACUCAACACUGAACUCAGAAGGACUCUUGAGCAGGUGGAACGUGAACGGAGGAGACAGAAGAGGCAUUAUACUGGUCAGUCGCUACCAGAUGCAUGCAGGUUUUCUCUCUCUGAGUCUGACCAGGACAAGAUACCUUCUUCUAAACAGGAGGAGGCUCAUGCUCUCUGCAGACAAUUAGCUGAGUUACAGAACCAGGUGUCCCUUCUGCAGAGGCAGUUGGCACAAGAACGAAAAUAUAAACAGGACUAUGUUGAGUGCUGUGCAAAGACCAGCCAGGAACUGUUAGACCUUCACCAAGAGCUGUCCUACUCCUUAGCAGCUGUGGUCAGGGAGCCCAGAGCUGCUGUUCUGGAGGCAGAGACCCAGAAGCUGGAUCGGUCUCUGAAUCAUAACGUGGCACUAAUACCUGUGGACCGUCAGUCUCCUGAGAGACAGCCAUUGCAUUCAACAGCCAGAGCAGCCAGGUGCGAUGAGCUGAAGUAACCGGUGUACAGCAAAGGGCCUCAGCAGGAACAAAGUCAGAGACUUGCUGUAGCAAGUGAACCAUGGCAGGGGGAUUUGAUGAAAACAUGAGUCCUGAGGUAAGACAGAAGUUCAGAGCACAAUGUUCACUGUAAGAGUUACCCAGCAGGAGCAGUGAUGGGACAGACCAGGACUAGCUUGUGCAGAUGGGGUUGCUCAUAGGCCUGGAAAAGGGGGAUAAACCUGAUGAACUGGGAAAAUUGCCUUCCUUUUCUGAUGCGCUCCAUCGCAGCAUGCCUAGUCAGUGCCUAGGUGGCCCUCCAACAGUUAGGUUAUUCCUGUCAACUUAUGUAUUGUUUACAAAGACUUUUUGUCUUGUUUUAUUUUUUCAAUAAAGUUACUUCUCCAAAGCA
Molecule: messenger RNA, 10160 nt
Organism: Dromaius novaehollandiae (emu)
Lineage: Eukaryota; Metazoa; Chordata; Aves; Casuariiformes; Dromaiidae
Gene: CEP250
Product: centrosomal protein 250
Exons: 31
Coding region: 298-9768 (3156 amino acids)
Biological process (GO): cilium assembly
Cellular component (GO): centriole; centrosome
Source: RefSeq, a predicted model, not a curated record